AUGGACCCCUCCAUGCGCCGCCGACGGCAAGAUCCUGAUGCCAGGGAUCAGGAACAGGAGACUGCCUUGGCUACGGAGGAGACCUCGCCGACAGCGCACCCCUUCUGGUCGGACAAGGCCAAGGCAGAGGUUGAGCUUCAGAAGGCGAGACCUCAAGGGCUUGAUGGGGCCAAGAAGCUUCCCGAGGUUCGAGUAGACGAUGAUGUUCUGGAGCCUGACUAUGAGUUGGGGUCUGGAGGGAAGGGGAAGGGACUUCCUACAGAAGGCUCGGGAAAUGGUGAGACAGGGAGAACUUCAGAUGUGGUUCAGGCUGCCAGUGGACAGGCGACCAACCCUGGUCUAAAGAUGCGUUCUGGGAAACCUGGGCCUAUCAGAGAGGGUGAACCUAUGGACUGGAUGUCUAUGUCUCCCAUGAAGUUUGAGCCAACUCCAAGCCUCUUGAAUGAUGCUACGAAAGUAACGAUUUGGAGUGAUGAAGACCCAGUGGAACUGCGGGAAACGUCUGAUCGAGAGCUGGGAAGACAAGCAGCGCCCAAGCUGGCGAAUGAGGAUCGCCUGGGCAGCUUCCAGGAACUUCAGCAGCUAGCCUUGGGAUUCCGAGAGUUUCCACAACUGUCGGGGAAGGCGUUUCAGAAGAAAGGGUCUAUCCCUCUGUCUCCGGAAGCCCAGAGGUCCCAGAAGAGUUCGGCCUACGAGAUCCCGGAGGGUUAUCCUUUGCCCCCGGUGCCACCUCUGCCUCCUUUCGCUUCUGAGGGGUGGUCUUCCUGGAAUGCUUCGGACCCCCUUCAUUCCACUCACGACCUGGUUUUGGGUCAAGAGCCUCCACGUCAGUCCUCCCUCGAUAUGGAUUUUGGCCCAUCUGUUCACUCCCCGAUGGCUUUUCCCGGGGACAUGGUUCCGUCUAUGGACUUUGGACUUCACUCUUUUACAGGGUUCCGUCUAUGGACUUUGGACUUCAUCCUGCCGCGGGUGCUGGACCUCAGUACUUCGCUCUGUCUCCCCGCCUACAACCCUAACAACCCCACCGCGCUUGGAGAUUGGAUCGCAGUGGUCCAGCCGAUGAUUUCUUCACUGUCAGACACCGGAAGUGUCUGGUGGGGUUAUACAUACCAGGCGGCCAACCAGGCCUACGUGCGGUGGCUCUCCACUUCCCCGCUUGAAAGGCUGUCGAUCCAGAAGGAGUUUGAUCAGGUAAAUUUGGUGCAGCCCCAGCAUGCCUUGCUGGAACAGCGAUGCGUGACCUUGAUUCUUCAGGCAAUCCCGGAUGCUGUGAGGGUUGACAUUGUCGCCUCACGCCACCUGAGUGUGGCAGGAAUGAUCUUUCGUCUGAUGACGGUGUUUCAGCCCGGGGGAGCGUCAGAACGAUCAACCAUGUUGCGUUUUUUGGUGACGCCGAAGGCUGCUUCCACUUUGUCGGAGGCUGCAAAGCUGCUGAGGCAGUGGACCCAAUGGCGUAUGCGCCUGAAGCAACUGCACGCAGCAGAGCCUGACACCACGCUUCUGGUUAAGGGUUUAGAUGUCCUGACAGGAAAGGUGUUGCAGAAGCACUCCGCGAGCCUUUUCCGACUUGCCACUUUCCGUGAGCGGCUUGGGGUUGACUACCAGCCGACCUCCGACGCUGUGUCGGAGUUGCGUCGAAUGAUGCAGGCGGAGGUGGAGCACCUGAUGCACUCCACAGAUGACAAUCCUGUGAAGGAUGAGGUUCCGGGCCGAGGGGAUGAUGCUAAGAAGCAGCGCUUGCAGCGCUUGCAGACGUCUCCAAGUACCCCGAAGGCCAAGACUUCUCCAGCGGGACCCAAGUCGCCGGGUGCAGGCAUGAAACCUUGCAGAAGCUGGCUAACGGCUGGCGGUUGCACGUACGGGUCGUCCUGUCAGUUCUACCACGACCAGGAUGAAGAAAAGAUGCGGGGCCGAUGCUUCUGUUGCAGUGCCGAAGAUCACUGGGCGGACUCAUGCCCGGUGAAAGCCAGGUUAAAGGCGGAGGCUAAGGCUGCCAAUGAGGCAGAGGCUGCAGCUCCGAGUCAGGGGGAUGGCAAUGCAGCCAUCAAUGCAGAAAUCUUGAGUGUGCUAAGGUCGAUCAAGACCAAGGCCUUGCGGCUUAGUGCUGUGAGCAACCCGACGGGCUACGGCUUGUUGGAUAGCGGGGCCUCCGCUUCUCUCCGCCAGGCAUCGCCUCAGGAAAUCCAGGAGUCCCGCCCGGUGAGCGUGUCUCUCGCGGUCGGCGAGGCUCUGAUGCAUGUGAACUCCGCCGGGACUUUGUUGGUCAGGGAGUCAGUGCAGCCAAUCUUGCCGAUGCAUGCGUUGCCGCUUUUGGGCUGUGAGAUCAACUGGACUGACAGGGGCAUUCACGUGCGGCAUCCAGGUCUCGGGAUCCUCCCGGUGAGACUCAAGGAUGGCACUCCUGAGUUGCCAGAGUUUCUGGUGCUUCGCCUGAUUGGCGAGUAUGAGCGCUUCCUCUUGCGCCGUGAGACCUCAAGGGCCGUAUCGCAACAGCUUUGGCAGCGAUCAGUUGGCCAGGAGGAGGUUGGGCUUUCGUCCCUAAGGGAGUGGGUUGCAGCCCAUGUGGCGGCAGAUUCGUGCAGCGAAAGUGAGCUGCAGCUGAUCGUUAAGACCCUCUUUCCUGGGCUCCCAGAAAGGUUAGCGUCUCAGGUUGCGGUGAGUCCCACCUUUGAUCCCUCCUGCGUUCCUUUCAACCGCCGGACCAGGAGACAGCUGUUUGACCCUCAGGUCCCAACCUUGGUGCAUCUGUUUGCUGGAAAGCAGCGGUGGCGACAUUCUGUCGGCCAAGUGCUUGAGGUUGAUAUCUCCAGGGGAUCGGACCUUCUUUCUGAUGAUGUGUUUGGCAUGCUGCUGCGGGCAGCCACCCUGGGUGUCAUCGAUGGGGUCGUAUGUGGCCCGCCAAGCAGGACCUUCAAUCCUGAAGCCCUGGCGUCCUCCUCUAAUGGCUUGAAGUUCCGAGGGGAAGAGGGGGAUGAUAGGUUUGGGUUUUCAGACCUCAGCCCGUCCGAUCGUGCUUUGGUUGAUCGGGACACCCUGUUGUUCCUCCGGUCUCUGCUGUUGACCUUUGUGGCCUCGUGUGCCAAGGAGAAGUUCUUCAACUGCUUGGAAAUGCCUGAGACUUCCACUGCGUGGGAAUGGCCCGAGUAUGAGAAUGUUUCUGUGUGUCUGGGGGGAUGGACCGCCAGCUUCGACCAGGGCACUCUUGGCCAUCCCUGCUCUAAGGCCACUGCCGUGUAUACCAGCAGCUUUCAGCUGUAUGAGUCUCUUCAUGAGCUGAAGCUUCCUCCAGAGGUGAUUGAAGCCCCGGCUUCUAACUUCUACGGCAAGGAAUGGGCUCCCGGGCUUGUUAGCCGGGUUCUGCGGGCCUGGGAUGACUACUGCUGUGUCAGCUUUGAGCGCUUGCAGGCUCACACCCGUGAGCGGGAAGGACUCCUUCUCAACUUGUGCCAGGAAGCCACUGUGGCGAAGAUGUCACCCGAGGUUUGGGAAAGGCACUGCCAAGCAGAUCAUUUGCCGUAUCGCAAUGAUUGCCCAAUUUGCAUUCAAGGAGCUUCCCGCGAUCGCUCCCACUUCACGAAGCAUCCGCAUCUGUUUGAGCUCUCCAGUGAUGUUGCGGGUCCGUACCACAAGGGCCGGGACUUUGGAGGAGCGUGCAGGUAUUUUGUGAUUUUCACAAUAAGGGUGCCAGUCAAAAGUGAUAAGAAGGAGUGGCGGGAUAAGUCUUCUGAAAUAGCUUUCCAAGAAAAGGUUGAUGAGGCUAAGGCCCAGGAUAAGGAGGAUCCCCAUGCAAGCUUGAUCUACCAGCCGGUGCAUGUUACCGGAGAGCCCUUAAGGGGGGAUGCUGAGCAGCCUUCUCGGGUUAAGGUGUACACAAAGCUUGGGGAUGACUUCCUUGAAGAGCCAAGCUCGGCCGUUGGGGUUUCUUCCACGCCGGGGGAGGAUGAUGACUCAGCUCUUCCUGUGAGCUUUGAGGUUAAAUCUCCUCACAAGCCUCCGCCGCUUCAGCCUGAGGGCAGUGACUCUGAUGAUGGUCAAGAGUUUGUGACUUUGGUGUGGGCUGAACCGCUGAAGACCCGCCAGUCCUUCAAUGUGCAGCUUGCAAUCAUGCGUGCUGUUGCCCGCCUCCGAGCGUUUGGCAUUCCGUGCUUUCGCUUCCAUAGCGACAGGGCUCGGGAAUACUUGAGUGAUUCGCUCGAAAGGUUUCUAGCCGAGCAGGGCAUUCACUCCACAAGGACAGCCCCUGAGGACCAUCCCUCAAACGGCGCCGCUGAGGUCGCGAUUCGAGAAGUCAAGCGAGCGGCCCGCAGAGCUCUUCUUUCGGCGAAUCUGCCUUCGUGCCACUGGCCCACGGCAGUGAGACAUGCCGGAGAAGUGAUGUGGCGUAAGGGCCUUGUUCGUUUGGGUGGUGCGGCCAGGUCUUUGCUGGCUUACGGCACGCCUGUUGAGGCUCGCAAGCGCCUUCGCCACAGGGAUGUUUGGAUGUCCCGAACUCGGUCUGGAGUCCUGAUUGGCCCGGCUCCGCAGACCUUGUCUUCGUACCUUGUGCUGUUUGAGGAUGACACGGUGUGCAUUACGUCGGCGGUGUAUCCUGUUGAUUACCGGCCGCGCCCUCCGUCUGAGCCUGCUGAGCCUCCUCUUAGGCCGAAGCCCUUGUCGGGUUCCAGCACAGGUGCGUUUUUGCCGACGCCCCACUACCGUCACGGCUCCAAGGGCCCUUCUGUUCGGGUCACGUUGCAAGGCCCUUCUCUUCCUGCUGCGGGGGGGAUGAGUGCCAUAGCAGAUUUUUCGGAUUUUUACGGUUCGGGCGAAUUUUCCCGUCGGAGUUUUUCUGAGUCUGAGGAUUCCUUGAAAGCUGGUUCGGAUGGGCCGGUUGACUUCUUGUCAGAUUCGUCUGACUACCCACAGACAGCUGGGAUGCCGGAAGUUCCCCAGCAGGAGUUCUCGACCUUGCAAGGUGUCUGUGAAGAUCCAGCUGCGUCUGAUGAGGUUUUUUCUUCUGAGGAUAGAAGGGAAUCCGGAGAGGACUCAUGUUCAGAGAGCCCGGGGGAGAUUGCAGAAACCCGUGAAGCGGAUGACGCUCCGGGAAUGCCGCCUACCAAUUUGGGCGAGGGUUCAAGAGGCCCGGGGGAGCCUUGUGGGCAUCGGGUUCUAAGGUUUGUGGGUCCGAACCCACAGCGUAUGCCUGAGGCCAAUCCAGCCCCUGGUGGCAGAAAUGUGCAAGGCAUCAACCACCGCGUGCUUCAGGUCUCCUUUGCCUACAUGUCUCCUGAGCAGUGGGCAGCGGUGUGUUAUCUUGAAGAGGAGGAAUUUGAACGUCAGAUGUCGGACCUUACCCGCUUCUUGGAUCCUGGUGAUCCUGUUGAUGGGGAUACUGAAAUCCCCUUCCUCCUUCUUCGGGGUACCUUGAGAAAUCACCGCUGGGAUCGCUAUCCCACCAUGGAAUAUCAAGAUGCCGAUGGCCGCCGGGCCCCAUUGUUUGAGGUUCUUCAGCACCAUGAUGAUGAUGGCUGGUAUGCCGAUGAUAGCGCAUUUGGGGAUAGGCUAGUUGCCUUCACCAUAAGGGACUUUCGGACCUAUGAGAUUCGGGUUGUAGUCUUGCGACUCUUUGAACAGGAGCCCCCCAGUCCCUUAGCUGUGCCUGGUCCCAUUGACCCGCCUCAUAUUCGGGCAUUCCGAGUGAAGGACGAGGCCUCCAGUGCCUCAGGGUCCUACAGCGCUUCAUCUAGCCAAGGCUAUCCGCCACCAAUGCUUGCUGAGACCUCGAGUGCUGCCGACCGUCCCGGCCAAGGCUACUCGUCACCCAUGCCUGCUGAAGCUCCUGCGGUCCCAGACCCGUCUGGUUCGGUGUCCAGCUUUUCUUCAGGAUCGCUGGAUGUGUCAGCAACGGGCCCGGUGUCUUCUAGUUCUGGGAACACCUCCACUGUGGAUACUUACUCCACCCUGCAAUCUAGCAUCGCUGAAUGGACCAUUGAUCCUCCCAGCAAUCCUUUAUGCCACAUGCUCCAGUCAGGUGCACCGCUGAGCCCUUACAUCAUUCAGAUUGGGCUGCAGGGCUGUGUGGAAGUUCUUGAGAAUGAUGAUGAUCUUGAAAAAACGUUGCAUUAUGCAAUUCGGGGUUUCCAGUCCGAGCAACGAGGAGGCCGUAUGCUUCCCAACGCUCUUGAGCCUAAGGUUGGCUGGAUUGUGGUUGGAGCUAUGAUAGCCCGUUGGUUAGAGGAUAAUCCUGAAAGUGCGGGUGGCUAUGAUGUGCGUAUGAUUUGGGAUCACCGGCAUACCAAUGCUCCUGUGCCCUAUGUGUUUGGGUAUCAGCCCGGUGGCUUGAAUGAUCAGAACACUGAGUACGAGCUUGACCUCCUUGGCGUCGUAGAAACCGAAAGGGUCGUCGACUUUGAAGACGAACCCAAUCGUCGCGCCUACCUUUACCGGGCCAUCCGAUAUGGUCAACCUCCUCAGUGGUUUCUGAUCGAAAGUAACAUGAUAUGGCAAGAUCGGUUCCGCUCUUCUGAAGAGACCGGUCGCAACCCAGUUCCCAAUCCCCAAGGGCCUCCGCCCUUUGAGAACAGGAGAGAUCGUUCUCCGCGUCGGGACCCUGAUGCUGGGCCUGCCUUUCGUGUUGCUCGGCUCUUCUCUAACUCUGGCGGUUCCCCGUCGGCAACAGAAGCGUUCUCUCCGUGUGAGACCUUCUGCAAGCAGGUGCUUCUUGAAGGAAACUCCGUUUCCACGGGUCAGCUUGCAAAUGCUAUCCGUUUGUACGUUCAAGAUAAGAAAGCGAUCAAUCGGAUCGCGAAGCGCCCUCUUGCCGGGAACCAGAAAGAUGAAGCUUCAGGAGCAACGCUCCCUCCUUGGUUCUGGUCUUCCGGGGCUUGGGUUUUCAGUGCUAAGGUUGGAAUCACCAAUACGGUGCAUGAGUGCCCGUGGCUCACUCGCCUUCUUGCUGUGAGCCUCUUCCACCGCACUGGGCAUUGCUUUGCCUCCGUUGGCUUUGUCGUCAACAUUGAGUCAGAGAUUCAUCGGGACUCUCACAAUUCCCUUGAGUCAAUGAAUGUGGUUUGGAAUGUCGGGCAAGGCUCAGGUUCUCUUGAGGUCCGGGGCCAUGAGAUGCCUCUUCCGCCAAAUGCCUGGCUUAGUUUCCCCCCGCGUGAUCUCCAUAAGUCUGGAAGUUGGGAAGGAGACAAAAUCCUGGUUUUGGGCUACACCCCUAGAUCUCUUGAAAAGUUAACUUCUUCGGAUCUUCUAAGCUUGAGAUGGGUGAAUAUGCCAAUCCAGGACCUUGAGCCUCUGUCGUCGUCUUCCGUCAUCGGAGAACCCUCUCCUGGAGACGGUGUGUCGAAAUCGCUUCCAGAUGAGUGUGACUCAGGUGAAGAGGAAGCAGACCUCCCGGCAGAGGAAUCGUGGAGUCAGGUGACUCAGGGAUAUGAGCAAAUGCACCAAGCAGUGACGCAUUUCUUGAAGUCACUGCAACGAUCUGUUGUGGGCGCUUCUUCUGAAGGCCCAGUUGACCCUAUCACCUUGCAGGCGAUGCGCGAAGCCUCCUCCCUUCGAAAUGAGUUGGGCUGGCAUCUAGAACUUGCGCGCCUGUAUGGCUGCGAUGAGCCUGUCAGUUCCUCCUCGUGGAGGGUGUGUGCCGCUGCCCCUGCAGCAGAACAUCUUGAGUCUCAGCCCUUGCUGCAUACCCGCAUCGUCUCGAAUGAGGAAGUCCGUGAGAAACUGCAUGAAUGGCGGGAUGCCAUGAAAGCAGAGUGCGAUUCCUUGGUUUCGAAGGGUGCUGUUGAGCUUGUGGCAGAUAGUCAAGUUGAAAAAUGGAUUUUAGAUGGUGAAGAUGUAGAGAUCCUCCCCGGCCGGGGUGUUGCCACUGAAAAGCCCCCAGUAGCUCCCGGAUCCACUAAGAGAAAUAAGUAUAGAGCUGUAACUUGCGGCAAUUUUCAAAAGUGGUCCGAGGAAAGGGCGGCAGAGUCCUUCUAUGCCGGAGGAGCGGAUUCUCUUUCGAUCCGCACUGCCUUGAGAUGGGCGGGCAUGAGGAAGCACGGUGGUUCAGGAACUGAUGUCAAGACUGCCUUCCUCAACGCUCCUCUUGAUGAGCAGGAGGCAGAGUAUCUGAUCUGCAAUCCACCUAAGGUGCUGUAUGCCGCGGGAGUUAUCCCGAGGGGCUACAAGUGGAGAGUCCACGGUGCUCUUUAUGGACUCCAGACCUCCCCUCGUGCUUGGUCCCGCCUCCGGGACAAAACCUGCAGAGUCCUGACCUGGACCGUUGAUGGCGAGAACCGCCACUUGCAACAGUGCGUUGCGGACCCCAACAUUUGGCUCGUCAAGUCCCCUUGCGGCGAGACUGUUGCCUUGAUGUGUUGGUAUGUCGAUGACCUCCUAGUGUUGGGACCCUGGUCGGAGCGAUCUGCUCUUCUUGAAAAAAUCAAGGCCACAUGGGAGUGCAGCGCAUUUACGCAUACUGAAGAUGGCCCAGUUGAAUAUUGCGGUCUUGAGAUUUCGGAGUCUGCUGAUGGUCUCUUGAUUGGGCAGACCAAGUACAUCAAGGAACUCUUGAAGAGGCACAACGUGCAGGGGAGUGCCAAGUCUCCAUGUGCCGCGUGGUCAGCCAACUUCGAUGAUGGCGAAAGCCGUGAUGACCCGGUUGAUCCGGAAGCGGUUAAGGCCGCUCAAAGCAUAACUGGUGAGCUACUGUGGCUCUCAGUUCGAGCGCGCCCCGAGCUGUCUUUUCCAGUCAGCCGCAUGGCACAGUUGACCACCAAGAGGCCAAAGGAUGCGCUAAGCAUUGGGCAGGGAGUGUUGCGUUUCUUGAAUUCUUCACCCUACCAGUGCAUUGUGUAUGGCCCUCCUCCUGGAGACUGCGGGGCCUCUCAACAGUAUCCGAGGCCCGUCGUUGAAACGACGUUGCAUGCUUUUGCAGACGCCUCUUUUGGGCCAAGUUCAGGCAGAUCCCACCAGGGUCUGCUAGUGUGCUGGGCUGGAGCUCCGCUCCACUGGGAAUCUGGCCGCCAGACGCUGACUGCUCUGUCAACCGCUGAGAGCGAGCUGAUCAGCUACGUCUGUGUUGUGCAAGCAGCUGAAGCUGUUGAGGCCUUGAUUGGGGAGAUCUUUCCAGAGACUACGCUCCUCUUCCUCCUGUUCUUCCAGCUGCUCCUGCAGCUACAUACCGUCACCCAAUUGACCUGGUGA
Messenger RNA from Symbiodinium sp. CCMP2592, 9171 nucleotides. NCBI's taxonomy places the organism in Eukaryota, Dinophyceae, Suessiales, Symbiodiniaceae. The record is from the annotation of a GenBank genome assembly.